CAUUCCAUUCACUAGUGGUGGCCCCGAUGUCGAUAAAUAAAUUGCUAUCGAAAAUACAAGAAAAAUACACAAAUCACUCGCAAAUUAGGAUUUUACGCACUUUUAAUUUGUAGACAGGCCCGAGGCAAAGUGCGUUCAAGCUUUGAAUUUAGACCAGGGAGAAUCUGCGCUACAGUCACCGCGGAAUCGCAGCGUUCCGCCACGUCCCCAGUUGUCCUGUGAAGCAUGAGGAGGAGCGUCGCCUGAGAGCAGUUGCCAACAGAAGGCUGGUGGAACGAGCAGCGGAUCGGAUCAGCUGUAGCGCCCGCACCACUCCACUCCACUCCACUCACCUUACACCACUCCACUGAAAGCACCAUCCAUCUGGGAGCGACCACAACAAAACACAAGAGUGCAGCGUCAUGUUCGGAUUUGAUGGGGAGUACCGCCGCCGUCCGGUGCAAAGUCUGGGCGGAGCCUCUCACACCUGCGACCGGGACACUGUGAUACGGAAGGCGGCCCAGGAGCGCCAGAAGCGUAACGAGCUGCGUCAGAAGGAGAACGGAGCAGUGGUGCUGCAGUCGUAUGCCCGCUCCUUCAUCCAUCGUCAGCGGGCCAAGAGGGCCGAGCGGGAGGCCUUCGAUGCGUUUCUGCUGGCCCGCAAGGACAGCAUUACGGAGGACGAGAGCCUGACGUUCCUGCUACGGCGUCUCAACUUUUUCUACAGCAGCCGCGAGGCAAAGGAUGGCGAGCGACUGAUCGAGGUAUGCCAGCAGAUUCUGCGACAGCCUGGUCGACUGCUGCAGCACUCUGCGCUGGAUUCGAUGUGGCUGCUAAGGGUAUGCAAGCUGCUGGACACUUGCCUUCUCCAGUUAUCGCUGUCGCAUACGGCGCAGGCCAUUCCCUUGCGUAUGCUGGAAACCUUUACCACCGUAUCGGCUGUGCAGCGUCAUGUACAGGACGAGGCACUGCUCUUCAAGUACUUGGAGCGCGUAUUUGGCUUCCUCAUUUCCCGCAACUACUUUUCGCGCCUGCGACAGUUGCUGGACGAGAAGUGCCCGCCGCUGGACGGGGAGACACUGCAGGCGCCCAGUCCACUGGCCGAUGCUCUGCUCCAGCUGCUGCUGCGACCCUUGGCGGUGGCCGGUCGGGCCUCAGCUGGGGGCCAGGUUUCGGUCAUGUCGCUGGCCGUCGUUCAGAACUUUAUCGUGGACAUUUUGGCCAAGCCGCACACGGAUCCCGUGCGGUACUACCUGCUGCCCUGCUUCGCAGAGAGCUCCGAGUUCCCCUUUGACUUGCUGAUGCGUUCAUUGGAGACGGCAAUGACCGUGGUGCCUUUGGAUUCUGGGGAAACCAUGUCCAGCCGGCGGAGCUUUCUCUAUCAUGGAACAGAACCCGGACAGAAGGCCCAGGACCAGGCGCUGUUCUCAUCGUUUCUACUCAACUCCCUCCUGGUGCUGGAUCGCAGGCAAUUGGCCACCUUGCAGCAGAGCUCGCUGCUGGUUGUCUACGUUCGCCUCAUCGCGGAAAUGAUGCCCAAUAUACUGCAGUUACCCAAGUCCACGCUGCGUGGCCAUGCCAACGCUCCGCAUCGCCACAGGGACAGCGAUGACGAGUCUGAUGACUCGGACGAAGAGGAAGAUCAGCCCAUGGCCAGCAGCUUAGAUUACGACAUGGAGCAGCAGCCUGGACGAGUAUUCGAGGAGCUGAGUGGCAAAGAACGCGACUGCCUAAUAGAAUCUAUUGCCAUAUUGAAUGAGUCGGAGCGGGUGGACUUUAUUGUCCAGCAGCUGGAUCCGCUCAUCGAGAACAGUAAGUUGAUCAAUGCGCUCUGCGAGAUCUGCCACAACCUGAUGAUCUACAACAAGCAUGCGGUCUUCGAAUACAAGUUAGUCUACACUUUGGCCUUUACACCCAAGUUCAUCCGUUCGGUGUGGUUCAAGCUGGCGGCGGAAUCCACCCAACUGGGUUUCUCUGCUCCCCUAACCCUCAUUUCCAAGGGCGUUGUGCCCAAGCAACUAGGUGUGGAUCGUACUAUUCCCCUAUUGGCCACCUUCUGCAUGCUUUUCGGACGCCUUUUGCCCACCCUGCACGAUGUGGAGUUUGUGGAAAAUAAGCUGUUGCUGCAAACCCAGGCCACCAUUGACCAUGUCCAACUCAUGCCCUUUUCCAUUGCGGAAAUCGUGCAAAUGUCCAAGACAUUGAAGGACAUAAGCAUGGGCCUUGUGGAGCUGGCCUUUCCCGAGACCCGCAGCAAUUUGGCCAACUAUCGGAGUGUCCUCGGGCACACGGAUGCCGAUGACAAGAAGUUGCGUCAUCAGAAGCAAAUCUGGGCCAAUCUCCUGAACGUUGUUGUAUUUGUGCUCAAUCAGAUUUACACGCGCGACUUGCGCCUGGGCUUUUGCCCUGAAGCCCACUGGACAGUCAGUCGACUCGACUUGCCCCUAGAUCGACCCACAGAUCUUCCGCUGACCCAUAGCAGUCGCCUUCGGGGUAUCCGACCCUUUCAGCCCAUCAGAGAUUUUACACGCGAGGACUUUGAAAAUGGACCGCCAAUGUCCACCAAACAGAUACGCUCCAUCACCAUUCUCCGGGAGAUUCCCUUUGUGGUGGCAUUCAGCAAGCGGGUGAGCAUUCUUCAGGGUCUGGUGGCGGCGAACAAGAUACGGGUGCAGGGCAAUCUACAGGCCUUCCUGCAGGGACCCUCCAUAAUGAUCACGGUUAGGCGGUCGCAUUUGUAUGAGGAUGCCUACGACAAGCUGAGGCCCGAAAAUGAACCCGAUCUGCGCUUCAAGUUCCGCAUACAGUUUAUAUCCCGACUGGGUCUGGAUGAGGCGGGCAUCGAUGGCGGCGGAGUUUUUCGUGAAUUUCUGUCGGAGCUGAUCAAGACUUCUUUUGAUCCGAAUCGUGGUUACUUUAUGGUAACCACGGACAACAAACUUUACCCGAAUCCCAAUGUACAGGACAUCUGCGAGGAGUAUGAAAAACACUAUUACUUCAUUGGCCGCAUCCUGGGCAAGGCCAUCUAUGAGAACCUGCUGGUGGAGCUGCCCCUUGCCGAAUUCUUUCUCACCAAACUGGCCGGCAAAUACUCCGAUGUGGACAUCCAUCAGUUGGCCUCCCUCGAUCCCGAGUUGUAUCGGAACCUGCUAUAUUUGAAGGACUACACGGGCGAUGUGAGCGAAUUGAAUUUGGACUUCACCGUGGCCAGCAGUUCGCUGGGACAGACACAGAUUGUGGAACUGAAGCCCCAAGGCCAGACCAUCCCGGUGACCAAUUCGAAUCGCAUCGAGUAUCUGCAACUGAUGGCCGACUACAAGCUGAACGUUCAGAUACGACGACACUGCAACGCCUUCCGCAAGGGCCUGUCCAACGUCCUGCCCAUCGAAUGGCUGUACAUGUUCAGCAACAAGGAGCUGCAGAUACUCAUUUCGGGCGCUGAGAUACCCAUUGAUUUGGAGGAUCUCAAGAAGCACUGCAAGUACGGCGGCGAAUUCACACCGGAACACCCGUCGAUUGUGGCGUUCUGGGCGGCAUUGGAGGGCUUCGAUGAUAUGCAGCGCCGGAAUCUGUUGAGGUUCGUCACCAGCUGUUCCAGGCCGCCGUUGUUGGGCUUCAAGGAUCUGGACCCACCGUUCUUCAUACAAAAUGCUGGCGACAUGGAACGCCUGCCUACGGCCAGCACCUGCACCAAUCUGCUGAAGCUGCCACCCUUUAACAGCGUGGAACAGAUGCGGGAGAAGCUGCUCUAUGCCAUACAAUCGAACGCUGGCUUUGAACUUAGCUAAUUUGUCGAAGCCACUCUUCCCUCCCCCCUGAAAACCAGAAACAUAUCCAAAACCGCAGCCAGCAAAUCCAGGAAAACGAAUCACAAUCCCUAACAAGUGGCAGAGGAGGCGGUGCAACUAUUCCAGUUAAUUUACAAAAAGAUUGUACAUUAUGAUUAACGUAAUUGCUUAGUGUAAAGUAUGAAG
This is a messenger RNA of Drosophila kikkawai, 3953 nucleotides long. Its product is annotated as ubiquitin-protein ligase E3C. Lineage: Eukaryota; Metazoa; Arthropoda; Insecta; Diptera; Drosophilidae. Gene Ontology annotation, biological process: ubiquitin-dependent protein catabolic process; protein polyubiquitination. Gene Ontology annotation, molecular function: ubiquitin protein ligase activity; protein binding. The record is from RefSeq and is a predicted model, not a curated record.